ACUACAGCAGAAUGACAGAAUGCGAUUGUGGAAACUUAAAGUUAAAAGUUUACUUUUUGUGACAUUUUUACUCAUAAUAACGUUUGCUCUAGUGAAGUUUAUUGUAAACCAAGGAUCUGGAAAUGUACAGUUCACGUAUGAGAAAGAAGGAGGAAUGCCUGGCUCUUUGAACGUGGACAUUUGGGAAGAACUAUGCGGCCAAAAGAUGCUGUCACUAACACAGUUUCCACUCUUUCCUCAAGGACCGUCUGCGCGAUUACAAACGCCAAAUUUGCGGCUAUAUUUUCGACCACAAUCGGAAAAUUCUGGGCUACGGAUAUUUGGAUUUCUGUCCCCCUUCGAAUCUGGGGAUUACAGUUUUUAUUUAGAUACAAGUGAAACUUCAGAACUUUGGUUGAGUUUGGAUUCAAAUCCAGAGAACAGCAAAUUGAUUGCAAAUUCAACCUCAGGGCAAGAGUGGAAAUUUGACAGCAAUUUAAACAGCGUUUCUUUGCUUGCUGGAAAGCGUUAUUAUUUGGAAAUUUUACUCAAAAUAGGAAAAUAUGAGUGGAUUUUUCAUCACUUUGAAGUUAAGUGGAAAUCAUCCUCUUGGAGGGAAGAUGACAUCAGAGAAAUCCCAUCCAAUGUGUUUAUUGCUAAUGAUAAGUUUAAACAAGUUCGAACAAUUGAUCGCAACACAAAUUUUGUUCUUCCUAUGCACAGUAAACGCCAAGAUCCUAGAUUUGCAAUGGAGGAAUUACGACGCCGUGCAGAAAUGUAUCUCCUCCCUUUCAUUAGUGAAAAGGAUUCCAAAAAUCUUUUUCCUGCAUGUGACUACAAUCCUUCAUACCUGGUGAAAGGACCUUUAAAAAGGUACCAGUCCACUUGGGAAUUGCAUUAUUCGUCCAUUUAUCCGUUUGACUACAGUGAUGUAGUGUGCAAGGCAAAAAAUGAUUUUUUAUCUCUUGGGAAUGACCAGUUGGAUAAAGACAUUGCCGAGGCAGUCGCUUCUCAAGUCUGGAUACAGCUGGAGAAACAACAUCCUGGGUAAAUACCUGUUUAGUUCUAUUAUAGUGGAUCUGUAAUGCAACCAAAAUUACUUUGGCAAAAUUUGUGUGUCCCCAAAAGACUGUGGUUUGCAUUUCCUAACUCUUAAGCCUGGUUCUCAUAUGCAACUGACCGAAUUAAAAACUGUGACAUUGCCGCUGGAACGAGAGGUAUACAUUGUUCCAAUACAAGAAAAGAUUAAGUCACCAAUAACAGAGGCCAUCCCAGGAUUUUGUUGGCAUGCCUGGAAAUUUGACUGCAGUUCAACUUCCCAGGCAUGUUUGUGGUAAAGUCCUGUAAUAUUUCUUUUGGCCAGCAGCUUAAGUCUUCAUACCAUAUUUCCCUCGAAUAAGUGUACCCACUCAAAUAAGUGCCCUCAUAAGCACCAACCAAAAAUAAGUCCAUAAUAUCAAACAAGCUCCUUGCUCAAAUAAUUGCCCCUUCCCUCCCCUUCACUUUCUGAUACAAGGGGAAUUUGAAGGUCUGCAUAUUGUUGGCAAGGAUGAUCUUGAGGAUGACAAGAUAAACAAUAUUUUAUAAACCUGCAGACCAUUACAUUUUUGUGUUAAGUGCUUAAUGGGACUAAGGUAUGCUUGAUAUUACAACUUCUCCUUUAACAAGGAAAAGACUAUUAAUAUUAACUGUACAUUUCUAUCAAAAAUUGAGCCAAAACAAAGUUAGGAAAACUUAAUAAGCAACCCUCUCAAUUUAGUGCCCUCCUUUGAAUAUGCACCUUUUUUAGCCUUAAUUCCAAAUAGGCACCUUGGCGCUUAUUCAGGGGAAUACGGUUUGUUGGAACAGUAUCCCAGGCAGUAGUGGUGGCAUUGGCGCAGGUAAAUUGAUUGCAUAUGAGAAUUAUUAGGGUUUCAGACUUGUCAGUGAAAAGUAAGUCCCUUUUUAUAUGGAGAAACGUUUUCCCACAAAAUAGGGUACCCCCCCCAGAUAAGUCAACUUUAGCAAGCAUAAAUGUCAUCCCCUUUGCCUGGGUCAAGAGUGCUCGCCCAUGUUCUGGUUGUCUCACAUUGCUUGAGUUGACCCCUGAGUGAGCCAAAGUGUUGAUUUUAUUAAGCAUUGUUCCUCUUCUGAAUUAUAAUGCUCAUAUCAUGCUUACAACAUACUUUAUUCCUGGAAGUGAUAGAUUAUUUUUGAUACCAAUAAAGGAUUGGUUUUGGGGGUAUUAAGGGAACCUGGCCGAUUGGUAAUAAAAAUUUGGCCAAAACAUAUUCCCAUCCUAUUAGCAGCCUAUGCUCUGGUUUUCUGUCAUUUGGUGUUGUAGACAAAGAAAACCAAAGCACUUAGAGAUGUAAUGUUAAAUUUAAACAGGGCUUCAAUGUUUGAUGUCUGACUAUCCUUCAUCAUUUGAUCAUUAUUCUACUUUUAAAUCAGGGUUUGGUUUAAGUAAUGGUGCAGAUAAGAAAGGAAGGACCAAAAUGCAGUGAACACGUCGGAAUGCAAAAAGGUGCUAACUUUACUAUUGUCUCUACUAUGGUUCUGAUUGGUUUAAACAUCAAAUUUUACGAAAUCUUCGCAAAGCAGCAUGUAUAUUAAUCCCUUUUUUUCUAUCCAACUUCCUUAUAACAAAAUCUCGUCUGAGUCGUAUGUGCAGAUCAUGUAAAAUUGUGAACAUUUCUUGGCCACUGUUUGGAACUCUUGUGAUUCGUCGAAAUGUCUUAACACAAACAUACACCCUUUAAAAGUGGAGUUUAAAUACAUUUUCUUUCGUAAACUGCCUUUUUGUAGAUUUAUGCAUUCUCUGCUUAAAAAUGAAAACAUUUCUAUGUGAGCAAAGCGUAUUCUGCCACAGCAAAACAAAUUGCUUCCCUUCUUACCUGGAUCAUCUCUUAAUAAGUUUUCAGUUAUCCAGCUAAAGCAUGUGAUAGUGGAACCUGUAAAUUAUUAUAAACUCAAUAUUCAAAUUAUCAAAUUCAAAUCUUAUUCUACUAACAAACCAUUGCGCCAGUUCUUUGCUGUACAAGUAGGCAGAUAUAAUAUUUAUUAGUUACUAGUAAAUGAAAGCUGCUUUAGAUAAUAUUAUGUAAGAUAUUAAUGAGAACUUGGUCUAACAGGUCUAAUAGGUGGGGGCACUUAUUGGAAAGUUCACCGGGGUAGUAAUGCAGAGGCCAGGGACUCAUGAGCCCCGUUAGGGCUCCGAAUAAAUUUGGGACCUGUUGACAAGUUCGGCCAAAGAUAUGUUAGCUCUGUUAGUAACAUGUCUCUUGAAGUUCUCUCUUCUGACUGGUCAAAAUGUUUGAAAAGAUGCCUUUUUUGUCUGGGUGAUUUUACUCUUCUGAUUAAAAAGAGCAGCAAACCGAAGGUUUGUCCAGACAAAUUGUCAUCUUGGCCGGACAUUGUCCAUUGACCAGCCAUUAUUUUGAGCCCUACAGUCUCAAAUUUAUAUUCAUUCUGAUAAUAAUUAUGAGAUUUUGUUUUCCUUCAAUUUAGGAAAUACUCUUUUGUACGAAUCCUAAAUGUGGAAGAAAAACAUGACCAAAGAAAAGGAGACAGGUACUUGGUGGAAUUGGAACUGAAAGAAAAUUCUGUCGGAAGACCUGUAAGGUUCUCAGAAUAUGUGUACAGACCGUGGGGUGCACAAACGCUCUGUACCCCUGUGGGCGUGGCCUGGAAGAAAAGUGCUGUUGUCAACAUUUUGCUUACAACUGGAAAUAACCAGGGACGGUGGAUUCUUCACUUCCUUGAUAACAUGGCAAGAAUUUAUAACAGAACCAAGGAUGCCAAUUUUAAUGUUGUUAUUGUCGAUUUUGACAGCAAAGACAUUGAUAUUGACAAUGCCUUGAAGAAGGCGUCAAUUCCAUCUUAUCAAUAUACUAAUACAAAGGGGGAUUUUUCAAGGGCCUUGGGGCUACAGAAAGCUGCUGAAAUGGUCAGAGAUCCAAAUUCAAUUCUUUUUGCUAUGGAUCUUCAUCUGGAUAUCCCUUAUCAUUUCCUGGAUGAUGUUAGAAAGGUUAGUGAAGCGUAGUUGCUCUGGCCAGAGGGGGUUCGGGACAGCCCGGGGGUAUGAGAACUUCUUUUCCGAUCAACUUGACUGGCAACUUUUUGUUUAAAUCCCAGGGAUGUAGCGAAGCAUUGUCCAGAGGAAUGUACACUCAGUUUUCUGAGUCAACCCUAAGGUUGGGUUUCCACUGAUACGUAUAUUGUAUUUGGUGCGCACGUAAAUUUUACACGCGUAAGUAAAUUAGACGCAAUGCAUGGGAGGUCGUGCGUAACGUAAAAGUUGAACCUUACUCAACUUUUAUGGUUUACGGAUGGCACUUCAUACAUUGCUUUUUUUUUAUGCCCGUAAAAUUUAUGUGCGUACCCAGGUAAAAAUUUCAUGACAGUUGAAAUCCAUGCCCUUUUUUUUAUCUUUGACGUUUUUUUCACAUGAGUACCCUCGAGCAGGUAGGGAGUAGGAUGUAUCCGAGACGGGGGGAGAUACAUGGAAAAAAUCGUAUCGACAAGCAAAUUUUAGGAGAUUGAAUCGCUUUGACGUUUUUUUCACAUGAGUACCCUCGCGCAGGUAGGGAGUAGGAUGUAUCCGAGACGGGGGGAGAUACAUGGAAAAAAUCGUAUCGACAAGCAAAUUUUAGGAGAUUGAAUCGAUAUCAAUGUGUUUUUGCGGACAACAAAGUUUAAAAGUGAUGAUGUUGUUCGUUGCGUUUUUUUUCUGAGGUUAAAAAAUCACUUUAUUAAACUGAGAAGCCGAAAUAUGUGUGGAAUGAAAGGCUUAUGUUUGGAUCUUUGCCCAACAAAAGAAUGAAAAUGAUUUAACAGUUUUUUGCUCAUUAGAAGGAGCACACCUUCAUUUAUACAUUGAAUACGUCGAUCUUACUUUUGGUUUUGUCAUUCUUAUCUUUCAGCACUCUGUUCAACACAAGAUUGCCUACUGUCCUCUUCUUGUACGCUUAGGCUGUGGAGCAACAGCUACCGAGCCUUUUGGCUUUUGGGAAAUUUAUGGUUUAGGAUUGAUAACUUUGUACAAGAGUGACUGGGACAAAAUUGGAGGAAUGAACGUCAAGGAAUUUAAGGAGAAAUGGGGUGGGGAGGACUGGGAAUUUGUCGAUCGCUUGUUGGAAGCUGGCAUGGAGGUUGAAAUGCUCAAAAUGUUGCAUUUUUUUCACUACUUCCAUUCAAAGAAAGGCAUGUGGAAUAACAUCAACAGCCAUGCAAAAGGUGACAUUUUGAGCAAAUAUUGGUACACGUAUUGACGGUGGAUCACUGUGUAGUUGCCAAAUAAGAAUCUCAGGGCUUAAAGGCUGGUAACUCAAACCAAGUUCGAUAAACACAUGUACGCGAGAUAAUAUUCUUUCAGUGAUUAGCGUAAGCUGUCUUGGAGUCCCACCAGUAGAUAGACUACAAGUAGUCCCCUAUUUUUCCUCGGGGGAUAGUAGAGCGAGCGAAACGCGAGCGCGCGUGAAAAUCACCCCACGCGAGAAAAAGUGUCGCCUUUUCUUGCGUGGGGUGAUUUUCAUCGCGCUCGCGUUUCGCUCGCUCUACUAUCCCUGAGGAAAAAUGGGGGACUACUCGUAGUCUAACCAGUAGAUGGACAUUUCGCUAAAACGAAUAACAAGGGUCAGUUGCUGCCGCUCUUUAGCCAGUUUCUAUAACUUUAUGAGGGAGACACCUCGCUGCUUAGCCUCUUUCAGGCGUUGAGAUAGUAGACCGCGGCGCUAGAUGGUGGGGAGCCAGUGAAAUCGUACGCGGGAAAAACAAGGGGAGAACUGGCUAAUAUUGUGAUCACUGAUUUUCAUACCGCACUGGAAAAAGCUACCAACAUAAUAUUCAGAUAAUAUAGAUCAGCCAAUGUCACAGUAAUCCAUGUCUUAUAAUGGA
Molecule: messenger RNA, 5856 nt
Organism: Porites lobata
Lineage: Eukaryota; Metazoa; Cnidaria; Anthozoa; Scleractinia; Poritidae
Source: the annotation of a GenBank genome assembly